Portunus trituberculatus (swimming crab) is the source of this 3783-nucleotide messenger RNA. RefSeq lists its product as uncharacterized. The record is from RefSeq and is a predicted model, not a curated record. The transcript has 2 exons. Lineage: Eukaryota; Metazoa; Arthropoda; Malacostraca; Decapoda; Portunidae. Bases 389 to 1774 code for a protein of 461 amino acids.
GUGUGUAGUGAAUUGGUAGUUAGGCUCGUGGUCCCCAUGACGUGAUGCUCGCGCACUCCCACAGUCCCACUCACCCAAACAGCAAACACCGCCGGGCCUGAGUGAGAGUGGUAGCUGCGGCCAACGGUACUAUCACUUGCCCGUGUUCGGUCUUGUUGAGCUGUGUGUAUUUAGUAUGCAACGUCGUGUUUCAUCUUUCACGUGUAACCCAUGAUUCCAUUAGCGGACCAGUAGUGAGUGCAGGCUUGGACUGCCGCACAUUAAGGUCUGAGAAGAAGACGAUUAGAGGCAGAGACGACCCCAAGGCAGAGGGUGAGGCAGCAGCAGGGCAAGCCAGGCCGCCCGGUGUGGAUGGAAUGCAAGAGAGCUUCCCAGGUGCUACAGAUGGAUGCCUAGACGUGUGGAGAAGGGGCGAGGCCAGCUGCAUGAGAUAUCGGCCUCCCACCAGGGUGACCCAGCCAUGCGCAAGUACCAGCAGUUGGCCCUCACCAUCAUAGCAGUGGUAAGCCUGGUUGCCUUCCUCUUCUACAAGCAUGAGUACGAGCGGCUGCGCUAUACCCUGGAGUACCUGGACACCUUCGGGCAGCCACCGGCAGAGGGAGAAGCACCACGGAUGCCAUGUGGGUACAACACCCACCCAGUCACCACCUCACCUCCAGCAGACUGGGUGCAAGUCACUUCUGACUUGGAGGUGUACUCAGCCUUCCUGGAAGGGGAGGGUAUUGUGGGAGGGCAGCAAAUCAGGGUCAUCGGAGCUGUAAGGAAAAGCACAGAGGUACCAGCUGACUUGACUUGCCUUAUCUGGUUCGAGUCCAAUGGAGAGGUGGCAACAGGGUCCUGCAGUGUGCAGUUUCCCCUGGAUCGGAGUCAUGGCCACCACACAGACAAGGAGGAUGUAGAGGUGCUGUACCUCCUCUGCAGUCCAACUGAGACACGGCUUAUGCUCACUCAGACUCCUUAUGCCCUCCAGUUGAAAGUGGGCACUGAGCAGCCCUCCCAGCCCUUCCUGGUGCAUGAGGCAGAAGGCCUCAAGAGCACUGCCAACAAAACGGCAGUGUGUGUGGUUCCUCCGGAGCAACCUGUCACUUCUCUGCACCUGGUGGAGUUCAUAGCUUACCAUCAUCUCAUUGGAGUGGACCGCUUCACACUGUACGGGCCAGUGCUCACUCCUCUGGCUCGUCGGCUGCUGGACCGCUUUGGGGACGAGAUGGGGCUGGGCCACCAGGAGCUGCUCUUCAGCACAUCACGGGGCUUUGGGCUUAGCCGGCCCGUGGUGCGGCGCAUUGUGGAGCUGGACUGCCUUCAGCGCCACCGUGAUCGCCAUGAGAAUGUGUUGGUGCUAGAGCUGGAUGAAUUUGUAGUGCUGAGCCGCCGUUCCAGCCUCCAGGCCACCAUUACUGACUUGGAAGGUGCUGGUCUCUUACGCCGUGGAGUGGCAGAGUUCCACCUUAGCUCACAGCCAGUGUGCCUGGAUCAGCAACACACACGACAGGGCACUCUGAUGUUGGCACAGCAGGUACACACUUCUGGACCAAUGGAGGAGGCAGGUGUGGCCUUGCUGCGGCCCCAGCUAUUAGGUGGUUUGGCGUCUGCUGAGAGCAGUACCAAGAGUCAGCAUGUGCCGCCUGGUGUGGCUGUGGUUCAUCAUUAUUCUACCUGCUCUGCUGCUGCUGCUGCCAACCAUGAGGAGACCCACCACUUGCCUUCCAACAAACAAAUAGUGGCUAGAUUAAAGGAGUCGCUGCUUUACAGGAAGUGGACCAUCAACUCGUAGCUUUUGUGACAAAACACAAUUUUAGUGUACGUAAGUAAUUGUGCUGUGAUGAAAGUUGCAUUAUCUUUACAUGAGAAACUGGACUAAAUGCUUUAUAUAUGAGCACUGAUACAUGUAUGUAGCUCACAUAUGUUGAGCAACUGUAGCUUGGCUUUUAUAUUUUUAAAGUAUUUAAAAAGAUCUGAGACCAUUGAAGUUAUGCUUCUCUCUUGGUAAAGUACCAUCUCAUUAUUCCCAUUAUGUGGAUGCUAGGCUGUAGUGGUGCUGUGCUGCUGUGCUUCACAUCUAAGGGAAACAUUGUUAUAUUCACAUUAUCUCUCAGAAUCUAACUUUUUAUUAUUAUGCUUACAUUAAUUUAUAUUGUUGAACACACUUUCAUAAUGUCUGUACUUUGUAUUUUUAGAUUAUCUUUUAUUUUCAUGUCAUUGAAUAUAACUCUGUUGCUAACAGUUGGUCUCUUUAAAGCUGUUAUGAAUUUAUCAUUCUGCUUAAUCUUUUGUUAUACUCAGUGACUGGAGGAGACAAUAAUUGUGCAUACUUGUGUGAUGUGUGUUUAGAUCACAUGGACUGUGUGUGUGUGUGUAUUAGUAAGUGAAGAGAAGUACUGUGUACUACAAUAAUAUUGUAUUUCUGUAAGCAUACACACAUAAUCUGGAGCAAAUAUAUCAUGUAAUGUAGAGAUGCUCUAGAUGUUCUUUUAUCACACUUCUCUUUGUUACAUUCCUCCUUAUAUAUAUAUAGUGUCUUCUUAUCUGAACACAAACAUUCUAAUGUUUCUAUUUUUACCUGUACUAGUAAUCUUACUUUGCAUCUGUGUACUUGGUAUGCAAUGGGUUUUGUUGUUCAUGCAUUUGAUCUGUCUCUGGUGCCUCACUCUGGGAGGAGUGGCACAAGAACCUCCAACUCUCCCUAUCCAGGCAUUUCUAUUUUGCCCCUUCUAGGAUUUGCUUCUAUUAACAGAUCUUUUACAUUUAUACUUCCAUCUUCAAGUAACCUUGCUCCUCCUAUUGCCGUCACUUUUGUUCUCAUACUUUUUAUAAACCACUCUUCAUUUUCUGAGUGUGGCUGUGCCAUCUCAGUGUUCUACUUACACCACUACAUCACCUCCUUAGGAGCUUAUAGUGCAUGUUCUAAUACAUUUUUAUUAUUCUCAUCCUCCCACUUUGUCGUUCUUAAAUAACUAAUUUUUAAUGGAACACACUCUUGCAUGUUGUGUCCUAUUCUACAUUCAGUUCUUUGAUUAAUAUGGCAACACUUGCAGAAUACUCUUCUUGAAAACUCACUCUAUAUCCAUGACAUUUUGUUUAUUUCAUUAAUCUUGUGAGUGAUCAUAUGACAUCUCUAAAUUUCACAACUUGCUUCGUUUGAGUUUUUGGAGGCAUGCUCACCAAUUCCAUCAUAUACUAUUCAGGUAUUUAUUGCACAUAUGUAUUCUUGUUAAACUUUGAUGAUUGUUCCUAGGGAGUCAUUUUUCUGCAAUUUAUACCUUGAUCAAAACUGAUCUUUUCUCAUUAUGACCAAGUGGCCUGUGUGAGGAUAUCAGACCUAUCCUUAUUUUCAUUUUGUGAGUUAUCACACAUCAAUUUUGGUGGUAGUUCUUAAGUAGGAAUUGGUUAUACUAGUGGUCAGUGAAGAUCUACUUUCAUGACUGCAAGUAGACAAUUAUCAUAAAUACAAGAUUAGAAAGAGUCACGUGAUGUGAGUACUACCUUGCAGAGGAAAUUGUGUCAAGAUAGGUUGUAGAUUGACAAUGUUUGAGUUGUGUCACAAGAAGAUAACAAGGAUAUAGGACUGUAGGAAAUAUAUAAGCUCCACAGUAAUGGUUUUGACAAGUUUUUUAAAGCCAUUAAAAUCCUGAUAAUAGUACUUCAAAUUUAUUGCACUGUAAUUCAGUUAAGAUUAAGAUUAUACCUUUAUUUUAUUUUACUCCACUUAAGUAGUGCUCUUGUUUUCCUUAGUUGCACAUUUGUCACAUUCCUCCUCUGUAUGCACAAAGAUCUUGGUCACAA